AUGACCAAGAACGGCAACAGAUGGCCAGCUGGCUUUGCUCAACUGAUUAUGCAUCAGAGCAAAGUGGAUAUCUACGUCAACGACAAGACGGAACUGGACAGUGGCUAUUCGAAACGAAUGAGUUCCGUCAGAAAGACGAUACUUACGGCUAUUGUGGUUGACUACCUUCGAGAGAAACACGGAUCGAACGAAGCCAUUGGUCUUGCCUAUGUCUUCUGUAAUUUUCACCAGCAGCAGAGCCAGAAAUUAGACAGUGUUCUGGCAAAUAUUCUGGGGCAGUUAAUCCGAGGGUUGUACCACAUCUCUGAGGAGAUUCGAGACUUUUACAAAAAUUAUCAACGCACUCAGAUGCGGCCACGCCUCAAUGAUAUUGUCAAGAUGCUGGGUACAGUUUCUGGGCUGUAUUCCCAUGUGUACGUGGUCAUUGACGCAUUGGAUGAAUGCUCAAACUCGGAUCGCAUGCGGGACCAUCUAAUUUCACAUAUCCUUGACCUUCAACGAGACUUCAACAUUAGCUUCAUGGCAACUGCCAGAUUUAUUCCAGAGAUUACCGUGAAGUUUGAGAGAUUCCCGUCACUGGAAAUUCAAGCCAGUGAUGCAGAUAUCAGACGAUAUGCCGAAGGCAACUUACCUUCCAGUGUGAGGCGAAGGCCACAAGUCCAGAAGCUUAUCGUCUCAGAAAUUGUCAGAAAGGUCGAUGGGAUGUUUCUACUCGCGAGACUCUAUCUGGAUUCUCUGAAGGGAAAGUGCACUACCAGAGAUAUAAAGAAUGCUCUCAGCAACUUCAAGACUGGAUCUGACGCAUAUGAUCAUGCAUAUGAGAAAGCAAUGGAGCAGGUUGAACAGCAAAUAGCAGAUCGAGCACAACUCGCAAAGCGAUUACUGGCUUGGCUUACCUGUGCUGAGCGUGCCCUCACCCUCACAGAACUUCAGCAUGCUCUCGCUGUCGUGAUUAGCGAGAGCUCAUUUGAUGAGGAAAAUUUACCAGAUGUCGAAGAUAUGAUUUCCUCAUGUGCGGGGCUGGUCACAUACAAUGAGGAGAACCAUAUCAUCAGGUUGGUUCAUUAUACAACACAAGAAUAUCUCCAUAAGACAUGGGCCUUCUGGUUUCCCAAUGCUCACCGUGAGAUCGGUGAAGCGUGCGUCACCUAUCUUGCCUAUGAUGACUUUGAAGAUGGAAUAUGCAAGUCUGAAUACCAUUAUGACGAAAGGCUUCGGAAAUAUCCUCUAUAUCAGUACGCAGCAACGAAUUGGGGACGUCAUGCCGGGAAGCAACCCCCCAAACUCCCACUUACCCUUAACUUGUUGAAUAGCAAUCAGAAGUUGGCCGCCUGUUGGCAAGCCUGGACUACUUACCAUUAUGAAUUCAUUGAUGAUAUGUCGGAACAAAGAAUGGGCCUUCACGUGGCAGCCGAGUUUGGUCUCGAGCGUGAGGCCGGAGCGCUGCUAAGGCUGGGCCAUCUGGUUGAUGAGGUCGACUCUCUGGGCUCUACACCCUUGCUCAAAGCCGUUCGGAAUGGGCAUGAACGUGUGGUCAGGCUUCUGAUAGAGAAUGGUGCCAGUCCUCUUUACAAGGAUGAUGAGGGGGACACAGUCCUCUCUGUCGCAGCUGAAGGAGGACAUCAAUCAUUAGUCAAGAUCUUGAUCGAUGUUGGAGUAGAUGUCAACUUUGGAGAUAAAUAUGGGCCCAGCGCGCCGCCAUGUGCUGCUGCAACGACUCAUGAAGGUGUAGUCAGACUGCCGCUGGACGCUGCCGCGGAUGUCAAUGACCCAGGCCUUACUCCGUUAUCAAGGGCAGCGGCAAAUGGUCUUCGGACUGUGGACCAACUCUGGAUUUACACAGGACCUGAAAUCAACAAUCGAAAGAGACCAGGACAGAGUCCACUGCGCCGUUCUGCCGAAAAAGGACAUCGAGAGGUUGUGGAGAUGUUGCUCAAUCAGGGCGCUGAACCGGAUCUUUUAGAUCGUUCCGGGUCAACCCCACUGAUGGAGGCGUCAUCCAAUGGGCACACAGAUGUGGUAUCCCUUCUUCUUGGAGCGGGCGCACAGCCGAAUUUGUUCUUCCGCAGGUCCACCGCGUUAGGAUACGCUGUUCGGCACUCCCAGAAGGCUGUGGUACAACUACUUCUGGCCCAUGGUGCGGAUCCUAAUGUCCCUCCUGAUGCUCCUGGUCGAAAUUCGCCUUUAUCCGAUGCAAUUCGAGGAGGAGACGUAGAUAUUGUUGAAACCUUACUUCAACACGGGGCCAAACCUUGCUCAGAAACAUUAUCAGCUUUCAGCCACCACAAGCGCGACAAGAUAAUCUUCGAAGUGCUGCUCAAACAUGGUCUACUGCAUGAACUUGCUGGCUUCCAGAAUCCUUUAAUUCUCUGGGCUGUCAAACAUCGUUUCCAUUUGCUGGUUGAAAUUUUGGUCGAGCAGAAUGUUGAUAUCAACUUGAGAGACAGUCAAGACGGCGACACUCCGCUGUUAGUCGCAAUGGCCAAUGGCGAUCACGAAAUAACUAAGCUGUUGAUUGAAAAAGGAGCCGAUCUUGAAGUCCAAGAUAAACACGGUCGAACACCUUUGUUGAAGGCGGCCGAGCAAGGGGAAGAGGCAUUGGUCCAGCUUCUGCUUGAUAAAGCUGCAAAUAUAAGGAGUGAAGAUGACAUGGGUCAGACAGCACUAUUCUGUGCCCUUCGAAACGGACACAAAGCGAUUUGCUUGCUGCUACUGGGCCAGGAUCCAGCCCUUUUCAAUGUCCGCGACAAAUUCGGCCGCAGCCCACUUCUGUUGGCUGCAGAGAUGGGGCUUGACACACUCAUGGAGCUUCAACCGAGCGAAAUGAUUAGUAACAGGGAGCUCACAGAUAUUAUCUGCAGUGAGAUCGCCAUUACUCGUCAAAGCAUAUGCUUAUGUGGUGGUAGUAUUUCAGCAGAUGAAGGUACAGCAUUGAUGGCAUGGGCGGUAGCAAAUGAUCACCUGGCUGUGGUUGAAGCUUUACUUGAAGCAAACAUCAACUGCGAGCGUGGGGAUGACCAGGGUCGGUCUCCAUUUAUACAGGCAAUUGCUCAUGGCCAUCUGGCCAUCGUGAAGACCUUUCUGGAGAGACAUCAUGAUCUCAAUGAACAAGAUAGGAUAGGAGGAUCUGCACUCUCAUGGGCAUUUUACCGGGUUGACGAGGCAAUUAUUCAGCUUCUCCUGGAAAAAGGAGCCGAUCCAAAUGCAUACACUGAACCUACUCCACCUAUUCCAUGCAUGUAUCGAUCUUAUUCACAGAUGCCACCAUUAUUAUCGGCGGCCAACAUGGGACUUGAGAGAGUUGUGAAGUUACUUUUGCAGAACGGUGCCAGCCCAGGGAUCACCAUCGUUGAAGAGGCAAACGUAAUGCACUCCGAUGGAAAGCAAUCAACACCAAAAUAUUACAAAUCAAGUGCAUUAUCCUUGGCCGUCAGUGGACGCCAUUACAAGAUUGUCGAGAUGUUGCUGGCUCACGGUGCCGACAAUGAUCAAUGUCACACCAGCCUAGAGGAGGCGAUGAGGGUUGGAUACCGAGAGCUCGCCUUCAUCUUAACGAAGAGAAUCGGAACGAAUUGGCUUAUCGAUGAACAUGGACAGUCUCUUAUUUUUAGAGCAGCCUAUCACGGACAUGUUGGAAUUGUGCAAGGUCUGCUCGACAGUGGAAUAGAGCCAGACACUCGAUCGACAUCCCACUUGAUAUUUCUAGGGGGCGGAGUCAAAGCGAAUCGUGACACUACCCCGUUACUCAUCGCCGCACAGAGAGGUCAUGACAGAAUUGUUCAACUCUUGCUGGAAAGAGGCGCCGACCCAAACGUCAAUUCACCUCUGCGUCAUGCGCUUGACCGAGGACAUGGAAGCGUAGUUGAAAUGCUAUUGCUGCAUGGGGCUGAUCUGGAUAUCAACAAAGAUGGUGUUUCCUUACUGUUGAAAGCAGCCCAAAAAGGCCUUGCUGAUGUGGUGAAGAUUUUGCUGAAAAGCGGCGCUUUGCCAGCGACUUGGCCAGAGCCGGAAACUUGCUAUCAAAAGCACCCGCUCUUUGAGGCAGUGUCCCGGCAUCAUACGGACGUCGUCAAGGCCUUCUUGGACGGUGGACAGAAACAGGAUCGAGUUCAAUGGUACAGCUAUUGA
Messenger RNA from Aspergillus thermomutatus, 4128 nucleotides. RefSeq lists its product as uncharacterized. Gene Ontology annotation, molecular function: protein binding. The record is from RefSeq and is a predicted model, not a curated record. Bases 1 to 4128 code for a protein of 1375 amino acids. The transcript has 4 exons. NCBI's taxonomy places the organism in Eukaryota, Fungi, Ascomycota, Eurotiomycetes, Eurotiales, Aspergillaceae.